Messenger RNA from Exaiptasia diaphana, 1479 nucleotides. RefSeq lists its product as uncharacterized. Bases 223 to 1038 code for a protein of 271 amino acids. The record is from RefSeq and is a predicted model, not a curated record. NCBI's taxonomy places the organism in Eukaryota, Metazoa, Cnidaria, Anthozoa, Actiniaria, Aiptasiidae. The transcript has a single exon.
CAUAUUAUUGUCCUUGUCAUUUCUUUUAGCGAUAUUUUUCUUCCCUUCUUCCUCAUCUUCUAGAUAUGCAACAUUAGUACAAAUUACUGCAGAAACCAAAGUAGACCAACUGGUCGAUUUACUGAAACAUGAAAGUUCUAUAUAGUCAUCUAUAUUCCUUCGAUCUAUUCCUAUUAUAUUUUUCUUUCGUAUUUUAAUUCCUUCUUUUUUUAGACAUCCCACAUGGUAACACCAGGUGUUUGCUAUAAUGGAUGUUGUCGAUCUCAGCCCUGCAUGAACGGAGGGACAUGCGUAGAACGUUGUCAUUCUCCACUAGAAAAAUUCACUUGCGAAUGUCAGAACAGAUACACUGGGCGAGUGUGCGAGAAACGCAUUACAGAGUGCUUUGAUAUUCGCAAGUACGCUUCUCCAAGUUAUGUAGAAAGAAGUAAAAUAUUUGUCUUAGCUCGCAGUGAUAAUGGUCAAGAGAUUUCUGUAUAUUGCAGCAUUUUCGCUAACAGCUCAUGGACAUUAGUUGAAUCAUUUGCAUUUGUAAAUAAUUUGCACUACCGCAGCAAAGCUUUCUUUGAUGAAGCGUCACAAACUCCCACAGCUCCAAACUGGUCGCACUACAGACUCUCCUUGGAAAUGAUGAAAUACUUGAGGUCAAAAACAACCAUCUUUUCAGCUACAUGCAGCUUUGAGAGAAAAAACAAUCGAAUAAGACCAGACUUUGUAUUGGCGACCUUCAGCGAAUUUGAUCCGAUGAAACAAGGAACAACAUUAGGGAGCUGUUUCAAAGCUCUUGUUUUGAACAUUAGAGGUCAUGAAUUUACAAAUCAAAAAAUCCCAAUAUGGCAACAAAGAAACAGGUACCAUCCCCAUAUAGACGGCAGUUCUGGAUACUGUGGCUUUCCAUUAGUACCGGGUUCAGUAGGCAGUGAAGACAGUUUUGGAUAUUAUCGUAGUGGUGUCAACAGAGCCUCAACAUGUGUGAACAACGACAGUGCGACUACCAACUGGUGGUUUGGAAAUUCCUUUGAAUUUAUGUCUUUGUAGGCAUUCCAGGAAGGGAUUUAUAGUGAACAACGACAGUGCGACCGCUACCAACUGGUGGUUUGGAAAUUCCUUUGAAUUUAUGUCUUUGUAGACAUUCCAGGAAGGGAUUUAUAGUUUCUCCGAUCUUCCUCUCUUCUUCAUAUAUAUGAUUACCUAUACAACUGGAGUGUUUUUGAAUUCACCACUACGGUGAAUAUGGUCUCUUCUCAUGUAAUCUUUUAUUACCUCCUCUCCGCGGAUAAAAUCUGGAUUCCACUCUGACAAUAGUUUGGGAUUCUUUCCAAUGCUUUUAUAGAGAAAAAAGCGAAUGAUCCUCUGUUUGUUUGUUUAGUUUUACGCGAUACAACUACAAUCCAUUGGUUUGGAUAUUAAGCACUUUGGCACAUAUGGAAGCUCUACCACUAGAGCGGAUUUCGUAUGAGUGGGAAACGGACGGUACUG